This is a messenger RNA of Dromiciops gliroides (monito del monte), 1587 nucleotides long. It is a transcript of the gene BACE2, whose product is annotated as beta-secretase 2. Lineage: Eukaryota; Metazoa; Chordata; Mammalia; Microbiotheria; Microbiotheriidae. The coding region runs from base 1 to 1587 and encodes 528 amino acids. The record is from RefSeq and is a predicted model, not a curated record. Gene Ontology annotation, cellular component: endosome; trans-Golgi network; membrane. The transcript has 9 exons. Gene Ontology annotation, biological process: amyloid-beta metabolic process; membrane protein ectodomain proteolysis. Gene Ontology annotation, molecular function: aspartic-type endopeptidase activity.
AUGUGCACUUUAGCGGAGACACAACUACUGCUUUUGUUGCAGCUACUAUUUCUCUGGACCACUCAGGCUCUGGCUCAGGCGCCAACUCCCUUCACCUUACCCCUGAAAGUCUCCCCAAUCAAGCUAAAUAGGUCUUCACCUCGCCCACCCCCAGUAACUGCAUCGCUAGCUGCACCACUUGGAAAUGAGUCGGAGGGACGCCUGCGAGACGUGGCAGCAGAAGGGUUGGCUUUGGCGCUGGACCCUACUAGGGGAUUGGUCAACUUCUUACCCAUGAUAGAUAAUUUGAAAGGGGACGCUGGCUGGGGCUACUACCUGGAGAUGUUUAUUGGGACCCCGCCACAGAAGCUGCAGAUUCUUAUUGAUACUGGAAGCAGUAACUUUGCAGUGGCAGGUGUCCCUCAUAGAUAUAUAACUUCAUACUUUGACACUGAGAAGUCUAGCACAUAUCACUCAAAAAACUUGAAUGUCAAUGUUAAAUAUACUCAAGGAAGCUGGACAGGAUCAGUUGGUGAAGAUGUGGUUACUAUUCCUAAGGGAUUCAAUAGUACAUUUCUUGUCAACAUUGCUAUCAUUUUUGAAUCAGAAGAUUUUUUUUUACCAGAGACUAAAUGGAAUGGAAUACUUGGACUUGCCUAUGCCGUGUUAGCCAAGCCAUCGAGUUCAUUGGAGACAUUCUUUGAUUCCCUUGUGAAGCAAGCAAAGAUCUCCAAUAUUUUUUCUAUACAGAUGUGUGGUGCAGGAUUACCAAGAGACAGAACUGGUACCAAUGGAGGUAGUCUUGUCAUGGGAGGGAUUGAACCAAGUUUAUAUGAAGGUGAUAUAUGGUAUACUCCAAUUAAAAAGGAAUGGUAUUACCAGAUUGAAAUUCUGAAGUUGGAAAUUGGAGGACAGAACCUCAAUUUGGAUUGCAGUGAGUACAAUGUAGAUAAAGCCAUUGUGGAUAGUGGCACUACUCUGUUGCAUCUACCUCAGAAAGUUUUUGAUGCUGUGAUCGAAGCAAUUUCCCAAACAUCUUUGAUUUCAGAAUUUUCUGAAGGAUUUUGGACUGGUUCUCAGCUUGCAUGCUGGAACUAUGAAACACCUUGGUCGUAUUUUCCCAAUAUUUCCAUAUACCUGAGAGAUGAGAACUCCAGCAAAUCAUUCUGUAUCACUAUUCUGCCUCAGCUUUAUAUUCUUCCUAUAUUGGGAAUUGACUCAAAUUAUAAAUGUUACCGGUUUGGCAUCUCAUCUUCUACUAAUGCUUUCGUAAUUGGUGCUAUAGUCAUGGAAGGUUUUUAUGUUGUGUUUGAUAGAGCUCAGAAAAGAAUAGGAUUUGCAUUGAGUCCCUGCGCAAAAGUUGAUGAUGUUCCAGUAUCUGAAAUUUCAGGACCUUUCUCAACAGAUGACCUAGAAAGCAAUUGCAUCCCUGCUUCACCUUUGAAUGAACACAUCUUGUGGAUUGUUUCAUAUGCUCUUAUGAGUUUGUGUGGAAUCAUAUUCCUUGUAUUAAUCGCACUGCUGUUUCCAUCUGGCUGUCUGCAUUGCUCUCAUAAUCCUAAUUUGGUUAAUGAUGAAUCAUGUCUAGUCCAGCAUCGCUGGAAAUGA